GGUAGUAUUAGUUCACAGCGAAUGCGACCGAAAAUUAAGCACCAUUUGAAUGCGGUAAUCAGACGGAAUCAGGUUUCGGUUAAACAUAGUCAAGAAACCUAUAGCUUCCUCGAGCGCUCGUCAACCUUCAGUAACUCGUCUUCCAUCAUGAGCAAUGUGUUCGAUAAAUGUUACCUUUUCUAUGGACUUCAUCAUGGAUUGGUUGAACAUGUUACAUAUUGGAAAAAAACUGAUGCAUCACUCGAAGAUGAGCCAUUUUAUCAUGGAUAUAUGACUAGAGAGGAAGCAGAGCGAUGUCUUACCAAGGACGGUGAAUUUAUGGUAAGAAAGGCAGUGGUGAAAGGAAACGAGGGUUAUAUCAUCUCUGUGCAGUCGUGCUCUAAAAAACUGCAUCUACAUAUUCAAGAAAUGCGUCAAAAAAAUCUUUAUUGGCUGGAUACGUACUGCUUCGAGUCAAUACCGGACCUUAUAAGAUAUCACCAAGAUAUGAGAAUACCUGUAUAUAAGGAUGAUGUUAUAUUAAAAUCUUGCGUGGAACGAGAACAAUGGCAAUUAUAUCAUGAGCAGGUAGUGCUCGGCGAUGCUCUUGGUAGUGGUGAAUUUGGCCUCGUAUACAAAGGAACUCUUACCGUUGGUUUAUUCACAAAGCCGAUUGAUGUUGCAGUCAAAACGUUAAAAACAAACACUCUAAAUUCUGAUCAAAGAGUUACAUUCCUGCGUGAAGCAAAUGUAAUGCUGAAGCUUCAGCAUAAAAACGUGGUACGACUUUAUGGGGUAGCGACACAGAAAGAACCAAUAAUGAUAGUCAUGGAACUUGCUGCAGGUGAUGAUUCUUCAAUAGCUAAAGAAGGAACGCUCAGCUUGAGUACCAAAAGAAAGUAUUGUUUUCACGUUGUGUGUGGAAUGAAAUAUCUAGAAAAACAACAGGUGAUGCACCGCGAUUUGGCGGCAAGGAAUUGCCUGAUUGAUGCGACGGAUACUUGUAAAAUCAGCGACUUCGGUUUGUCAUUGUUAGGACGACUUCAUAAAGAAAAGAAUAUGGUGAAAGUACCAGUAAGAUGGCUAGCACCGGAAACACUGAGAACUGGUACCUAUUCGAAUAAAUCAGAUGUAUGGAGUUAUGGUGUUCUAAUGUUUGAAGUAUUCUCGAAUGGUAAAGUGCCAUAUGAACAUGUGAAGCUAGGAAUAUUACGGAACGAAGUCCUCGGAGGUCUUCGUUUGCAACCGUCGUCCGACAUGCCAUCAGAGGAUCGCGCCAUUAUGACUAUGUGUUUUGAAAACGAUCCAGCUAAACGAUCAUCCUUCGCCGAUCUUGAAGAAGCGUGUGUUAUUUUUUUAAGCAGUGAAAAAAUUUAUUGUGUUAGACUACUUCACCUGAUGGGGUUCGGCUUCUAUCGUGUAUGA
Angiostrongylus costaricensis is the source of this 1404-nucleotide messenger RNA. Lineage: Eukaryota; Metazoa; Nematoda; Chromadorea; Rhabditida; Metastrongylidae. The record is from the annotation of a GenBank genome assembly.